AAACGAAGGAGACCGAGUUACGAUUUCAGUUCGAACGUUCGAUAUAUUCUUUCCUCUUCCUUCUUCUUCUUAUUCUUUCUUCCUCUUCUACUUCGCCUUUUACUUCUCUCUAUCACCUCUUCCUCCUCCUCCUUUUCCACUGCCACCACCACCCCCACCUAUUUCUCCUCCAUUACUUCGAUGAGGAGAAAUCGGUGCCAGUGAGUCUCGGAUAAUGUCAGACGACGGAUCGGUGAAUAUAUUUCCUCGUUGGAUUUUUCACCUAACACUUGAUUCGAAAAAAUGUCCGGAGACACAACGUCAGACGAAGAAGGCUCGCAAGAGGACCCACCCCGAUAUGACAUCGAUGACAUGGAAAUCGUCAAAACAAUCGGUACCGGAACAUUUGGUAGAGUUGUAUUAUGCAGACAUCGUGGAAAACCUCUCGCAUUGAAGGUACUUUCAAUGGCCGACGUGAUCAGACUGAAACAAGUCGAGCAUGUUCGCAAUGAGAUCACGGUACUGAAAGAGGUCAAUCACCCCUUCAUCGUCAACAUGCUUUGGAGUGGCAGAGACGAGGCAAGACUUUACAUGCUAUUCGAAUUUGUAGCCGGUGGUGAAUUAUUUUCUUAUUUGAGAGCAGCCGGAAGAUUUUCGGGACCGACCAGUUGCUUUUAUGCUGCUGAAAUUGUUUGUGCUUUGGAAUACCUUCACAGCAAACACAUCAUUUACAGAGACUUAAAACCUGAAAAUCUUCUCCUCGAUAGCCAAGGACAUCUUAAAAUUACCGACUUUGGCUUCUCGAAAAAACUAACCGACAGAACGUGGACUCUUUGCGGUACGCCGGAAUAUUUGGCACCGGAAAUCAUUCAGAAUAAAGGACACAACAAAGCCGUAGAUUGGUGGGCUUUGGGUGUCCUAAUUUACGAAAUGUUGGCUGGCUUCCCACCGUUCUUCGAUGAUAAUCCUUUUGGAAUAUAUGAGAAAAUAUUAAGUGGUAGAAUAGAGUGGCCUAAACACAUGGAUCCUAUCGCGAAAGAUCUCAUUAAGAAAUUACUCAUAGCUGACAGAACUAAAAGAUUAGGAAAUAUGAGACAAGGUGCUGAAGAUGUUAAGAGGCAUCGUUGGUUCAAGUUGGUCGAGUGGCCCUUGGUACCUCAGAGAGCUUUGACACCACCGAUCAGGCCAAGAGUUAAAGCACCUGGUGAUCCAAGUUGUUUUGAUGAUUAUCCUGAAACUGAUUGGCGUUCACAACCAGCAUUACCAGCUGACCAAUUAGCACUCUUUCAAGACUUUUAGCAACGAUUUAUGAAGAUUCAUCUUUAAUCUUAUACUGAUCGCGGUGAUACGUUUCUAUUGUUUUUACAAGUUCAAUUCAUAAGUUAUAUAUAUAUAUAUAUAUAUGCGUCGUUGAAAAAAUAUCUUUCU
This is a messenger RNA of Polistes dominula (European paper wasp), 1407 nucleotides long. RefSeq names its product Protein kinase, cAMP-dependent, catalytic subunit 3 (gene Pka-C3). Gene Ontology annotation, molecular function: cAMP-dependent protein kinase activity; ATP binding. The record is from RefSeq and is a predicted model, not a curated record. Gene Ontology annotation, cellular component: cytosol; cAMP-dependent protein kinase complex. Gene Ontology annotation, biological process: protein phosphorylation. Lineage: Eukaryota; Metazoa; Arthropoda; Insecta; Hymenoptera; Vespidae.